Pseudo-nitzschia multistriata is the source of this 1987-nucleotide messenger RNA. The record is from the annotation of a GenBank genome assembly. Lineage: Eukaryota; Bacillariophyta; Bacillariophyceae; Bacillariales; Bacillariaceae.
GCCAAGGGGACGGUUGGUGUCAAAAUACUGGAAGAAUUCUCAUUUUUCUUCGACGAGGGUUUGUAAGACUGAGUUUCAACAUCAAAUUCAGAGGGAAAAACCGGUGACAAAAAUUAGUCUACGGAACGUGUGAAUGAAAGUACAGUCUCGUACAGUUACAUCCAUCUAUUCUAGUGAACGUCAUCAACAAAACACAAUCACAACAAAAUCGAUACCAACCAUUCUUGUCAGUAUUUGGUCAUUAGGCCACCAAUAAGCAUAGACAGUUCGAAGUCGAAGAAAAACAAAUCAAGGAACACAAAAAGCGACCUUGCUUCAGAAAAAACGCAACWGUACAGGAUUUUUGAGCGAUUAGGCAACCGACUGAACCAAAGAACAAAUGUCGAUGGAUCGGCUGACACCCGCAUUUAUGCCAAGCCUUAAAAGGCAGCGGAGCAGGCGGAGCUCCUUCGUUCAUGGAAUCCGAAGUCAGUUUGAUCUCAACCUACGCAUUCACGACAAGCGAGGCGGUGAUGAAAAGAUAACAGCACCGAGAGGCUGGAAGAAAAUGCAGGCGAGAUUCAGGCGACGAAGCAGAAAACAAGCAAAACCGAACGGGAUUGGUGUCCCCACUAGUGAUAGGACGGACACAAGAGUGCCAAAAGAGCACACGCAGGUGCCGUUKCCCGAUCUUCCGCACACUACACUAGUGGAGAUUCUGUCAUUUUGCGACUACUCGACCCUGUUGGCGGUCCGCGGCGUUUCGCGUGUCUUUCGAGUUGAAGACGUGCCGAAAGAACUCCAUCGACGCGUUCUGAACCAAUGGACAUCCACAGCGCCACGGCAUCUGCGACCGAAGGUUCAAAUGAAACAGCAACAAAUGCGACACCACUGUUCACGUGGUGAGGAAGAGGAUCGUGUUUGCGAACACGGCAACAAUAAUUACACGGAAGGCGAAUGUGACUACUCGGGGCAGCAAGUAGAACGACGACGACAACAACAACACAUGCAGACAKAAUUCAUUCCAGAAAACACCCCCACAGUGAGACAGCAACCCGCAAGUGGAACUGCUGGGGAUCCACACCGAGGUCUACCCAACAACGACAACGACAACAACAUCAAAAACGAAUAUGAUGACGACGGCAAAACGCAUCGGCUUCGUCGCCCCCGCCUUUGUAGGGAAGCGCGACCGAAGGUUCGGUAUAGCUACCAAAAGAAAGUAGUCAACCUGGAUCAUCGAAAAGUCUGGAUCUUCUUGAGAGAUAACCCCAGCGACACUGCGCGCAACAAUCUACACCCACCACAAAAUAAUUGUGAUAGACAACGACCAAAGCAGCAGAAACACUGGAGCAUGCAGGUCGUUGUUUCCGAAGUAUUGAAACUGAUCCGAGAGAUCGAAUUUUACAACGGUGCUGUUUUUGGUUACGACGAGGCCAAAGCCGAGGCUUUGUUGCUCCGAAAUGGAUUUAUCGACGAACGAGACUUUCAUCGACCACCCGCCAUCACGUCGAACCCGUCUCCGGUGUACGGAAAAUGGAGGGCGGAAGCGAGUCUCCGAACCCUGUCCACCGCGGAAGCCUGUCGGGUGAUUCUUUCCGGUCGCGGAAAGGGAAUGAGCCUCCGUCACCACGGCAGCCGAACCACCCCCAAGCCAGUUGCACUCCGAUACCACCACGGGCACAACAGCGCUGCCGGACAGGGCAGCGAGCGAUGCCUGUCCCACCUCCUGCUGGCCGGCGACGGCUGCAUCAGCCUCGCAGAAUAUUCCACCGUUUUUGACGAAACGAAGAUGUCGUGCAAGAUUUUCUUCCUCCGGACCGUACGCGGGAUCGAAGCAGAAAUCCGCGUCCUCUCGGCCGAGGUUCCUCCGGGAUGCUGACCGAUGGAAGGAACCGUUUCUGUCGUGGGUAGGAAAGCAGCUAACUAUAGUACUUAGUAACAAAAAACAACUCGAUUGCCCUACGAUUAGGACUGUUGUAUGAAUGAUCAAAAAAGUAUAUGACAAUGA